CUCAACUUGAAACACUUGAGAAUUAAGUUAGAAUAAAAAAAGAAACGUGAAUUAAAAAAAAUAACGUAAACAUUCAAAUUUUAUUCUAAAUUCGAAUUUCAAAAUAAGAAUUGUAGUUCUGUGUUCGUGAUUUAAAAAAAAUAUAUUUAAAUAUGAAAGUGUUUGAAUGUGUGAGUGCUACUAAAAUGGCGCCAACAGAAAGUACUGAAGUUUUCACAAUUAGUACGGCUUCAAAUGAAACUUUAAAUGGAAAAGUGACUAUGAGAAGAGAUGUGGAGUCACAGUCGUCGUCAAAAACUAGUUUCUGCACACGACAUGGCUUGUGGUGGACAUUUGGGGUUGAUAUUCCUUUACUUUUAAUCUUACUUGCUCUGAUCGGCCUCUUCGAGUUGGGAGUGAUCCCGAACCACAAAGCAGGCUUCUACUGCAACGACCCAGCGCUCAACUUUCCUUUCAACGGAGACACAGUUACCACUGAGAUCCUCAUGUCUACUUUACUAGCUGGACCUUUAGUAUUUUUCGCGAUCACAGAAUACAUCUUCGUCUACGUCGACUACUCCGAGUCCAGGAUACGACAGACAUGCAUAAACACCUUCUACUUGUACAGAACCUACAUCUACGGGCUCAUCAUUAACCUUAGUAUAGUUGAGGUGAUGAAAGGAAUUGUAGGCAGCCCUAGACCUACCUUCUUCGAUUUGUGCGAACCUGAUGCUGGGAAGACUUGCAAUGGUACUGAAUAUGUGAAAGACUUCCAAUGCACAUCAACGAAGUACGCGAGCUGGUAUCAAAUGGACUCCUACAGGAGCUUCCCAUCAGGUCACACCUCUCUAUCCGUCUACUGUGGACUCUUUCUUGCGUGGUACCUCCAACGCCGUGCCUUCGACUGGUCUCAUCGCUCCAUAUUCAUGGUACCAAUGCUGCAGCUGCUCUGCAUCUCCUACGCUGCCGUCUGCUCCCUCACGAGGAUCACAGAUCACAGGCAUCACUGGUGGGACGUCCUCGUCGGCACCGUCAUUGGUGUUGCUACUGUUCUUUAUGCUGUCAUUAUCAGCUCAAACUUCUCACACGAUCAUUCAAAGAUCAGUGAUCUGAAGUCACAGGAGAGCACACAAACUGUGAGGACCCUACUAUAUGACGAGAGAAGACCGGCAACAGUGUCCUAGUGUUAUCAUAGCAAAAGACUGGUUUCAAAUUGAAUAGACCAAUAUGGUCUUUUUAAAAUCUUGUCCGAAAGGACCGAGGUGUAGACCUUUAGUUAUUAGGAACGAAUUUAUUUAUAAUAAAGGCCAGCUUAGCCUUUCGAAGAAUAAAUACAUAUCCUUGCAUAAGUAGGUAGAAUUUGGUCCUAAUAUCCUUCUAGUAAAACGGUUUUGGAACUUAGGACUACGUUUGGAAGUUGUGAUGUGGAGAAUUGGUUAAAUAUUCUCGAGUAGGUAUUGGUUCGAUCUCGAUCGACAUUUUAAUUAAAAUGACGAAAGAAAUUCGAAAUACAACAAACUUGACAUCACAUUAGAUAUAUGUAUAUGACAAAUAAGCUAAACAAAUUGAAAGGAAUAACGACUAAAUAUAUUAAAUAACAGAAAAAGAUCUUUAAAAUGACAAAUAAAAAUUACGACAUUCAUUUGUUGCAAUUACAUUUUUUACCCAAAGUAAUAUAAUAUGUAUAAAAAAAUAUGUAGCAAUUUUAUAUUCAGGCAAGAAAUAGCAAUAGAAA
Messenger RNA from Spodoptera litura, 1714 nucleotides. RefSeq names its product phospholipid phosphatase 2. The record is from RefSeq and is a predicted model, not a curated record. Gene Ontology annotation, molecular function: phosphatidate phosphatase activity. Gene Ontology annotation, biological process: signal transduction; phospholipid dephosphorylation; phospholipid metabolic process. NCBI's taxonomy places the organism in Eukaryota, Metazoa, Arthropoda, Insecta, Lepidoptera, Noctuidae. Gene Ontology annotation, cellular component: plasma membrane.